Ochlerotatus camptorhynchus is the source of this 2732-nucleotide messenger RNA. Its product is annotated as solute carrier organic anion transporter family member 74D-like. Gene Ontology annotation, cellular component: plasma membrane. Gene Ontology annotation, molecular function: protein binding. Lineage: Eukaryota; Metazoa; Arthropoda; Insecta; Diptera; Culicidae. The record is from RefSeq and is a predicted model, not a curated record. Gene Ontology annotation, biological process: sodium-independent organic anion transport; transmembrane transport. Bases 357 to 2627 code for a protein of 756 amino acids. The transcript is spliced from 7 exons.
CCCCCGGAAUCGGUAAUUAAGUUAUAAAAGAGACCAAAAGCGUGAAAAUCACUGCCACAUAUGCUGUAAAGGGCGUCAAGUGAAGUGGUUCCCAUUCGCGUGAGAGAGGUUAUAGCUGCCAGCUAGUCCACGGGAUAAAUGUGAAGGAUUAUUAUUUCAAGGAAAGGAACGCGCAGAAACGAAUUGUCGCAGUGAUUAUACUUCGAAGCAACAGUGACUGUGAUAUGUCGAGUGUGAUGUGUGAACGGUGUUGAUGAAACGGUUGACUUGGUGAAUGUUAAUAGGAUUGUUGGCGGCUCGUUCGGAAAACUCGGUUGAAUACGAUCCAGGCAGAAGCGAGGGGGGUGGGUGUGAAAAUGGGUUCGGAAAAGAGGUGCACCGAAAUGGUUGAGAAUGGAAAAAGUACUAAUAGUGUUGAUGGUGAUGUGAAGGAGUUGAAAUUUUCGGAAAACGAUGCUGACGGCAGGAAUGAGCACACGGAACAGUAUGAGAGUUAUAAAAAUAGUGAGAGCACGAAAAUUGGGUCGGAGUUCGAGAAGAUGAUACCGGAUUUCGAGGAUAUGUUUAAGGAUAUACCUCAGACUCAGGAUACCACAUGCGGAUUCUGGAUAUUCAAGGGGCCAUUUUUGCAGAAAUUCGCGAACAAAAAAGCCUACGUCUUCCUGUACGGCGUCGUCGGGUGCAUAUUUUCCGCUACUUACGCGUACUUCAACGGUACCAUCACCACCUUGGAGAAGCGAUACAAAAUACCUAGCAAAAACACCGGCAUCAUCUCAGUGGGCAACGACAUCAGUUCGCUGUUCCUAUCGGCCAUUCUCAGCUACUACGCCGGCAAGGGGCACCGUCCUCGGUGGAUAGCUUUCGGGCUGUUUACCAUUGUCCUCUUUUGCUGGUUGAAUGCACUGCCUCAUCUGCUGUACGGGCCGGGGGAAGCCGCCCUUUCGUUAACUACGGAGUUUGGUGCUACCUACGAUGAAGAUCAGACCAAAGAAGUUUUCGAAGCACAGAAAGCGAAGACACUGUGUCGGAGCAAUGGGACACGUGGGGCAGAGUGCGAAAUCGAGGAAGGUAACAUUGCGCCCCAGGUGGUGCUGUUUGUAGCUCAAUUCAUAUCCGGUGUCGGAAGUUCACUGUAUUACACGCUGGGUGUUUCGUACAUGGAUGACAACAUUAAAAAGUCGAAAACUCCAGCUCUGGUUAGUGUAUCGUAUUUCCUGAGAAUGCUUGGACCAGCGAUUGGCUACACCCUGGCUUCCUACUGCUUGAAGCUGUACAUUAGUCCAUCAAUGACUCCUACUAUCACCAAUAACGAUCCUCGAUGGCUGGGAGCUUGGUGGAUUGGAUGGCUUGCGCUGGGGUUAGCUCUGUCCUUCUUUGCGCUGUUCAUGGCCAUGUUCCCGAAGCAACUACCGAGGGCGGCUGUAAGGAAACGAAUCGCUGCUGAGAAACAGAAGCUAGGAAUGAAACUCAGCGAAGCUAAGAAGGAAGACGAGUUACCUGCAUCGUUCAAAGAUAUGCUGAAGACCUUCAAGCGAUUGGUGAAGAACAGGAUCCUGAUGCUGAAUAACAUUGCUUCAGUGUUCUACUUCUUCGGGUUCAUGCCAUACUGGAUCUUUACUCCAAAGUACAUCGAAACCCAAUACAAACAGUCGGCUUCGACUUCCAGCUUGGUGACCGGUACGGUAGCAUUGUUGUUUUCGGCUAUUGGAGUUUUGCUCUCCGGUAUUGUCAUUUCGAGAUACAAACCAAGGGCCCGGUACAUGGCUGCAUGGAACGUAAUGGUAGGACUGCUUUCGGUCGCUGGAAUGGUAACAUAUGCCUUCCUCGGAUGUACGGCCGCAGAGAACUCUGUCAUUGUUAAUCAUUCGUCAGCUACUGACCUUAUUCCAACGUGCAAUUCCAACUGCCAAUGCGACUACGUCAAAUAUUCACCUGUCUGCGGAGAGGACGGUAACACCUACAUUUCUGCAUGUCACGCUGGUUGCAAGCAACAGUAUCAAUCGGGAGACGUGAAGAUUUACGAUGAUUGCUCUUGUAUAUCAGCCAGGAAUUACUCUACCAAUAAUCCGAGUUUUGAAAGGCUACUGUCCUCCAACAGCACCUUGAAGACACCGUAUUCGCUCACGUAUGAUGCGCUGGCACCCCAAGGUGGCAAAGCUCUUGCAGGACCUUGUCCAAUGGAUUGCCAGAAGGAGUUCAUCACGUUCUUGGUGGUGAUGUGCUUCCUCAAGUUCUCCGGGGCGACGGGUCGAGCUAGUAACUUUCUGGUAUCGGUGCGAUGCGUCGACGAAAAGGAUAAAACCGUAUCGAUGGGCUUCGGUAUGAUGCUGCUCAGUCUUUUGUCCUUCAUUCCGAGCCCGAUCUUUUUUGGUUUGGUUCUGGAUAAGACCUGCUUGGUAUGGGGGAAGACUUGUUCCGGCAAAGGGAACUGCUGGUUGUAUGACGGAGAAUCUUUGAGGUACCUUUUGAACUUCAUAGCGGCAGCAUUCGUGCUGGUGGGGACGCUAGUCGAUUGCGGUGUUUGGUAUUACGUGAAAGAUUUGAAGAUUUUUGACGAAGAAGUUAAGGAUAAGGAAAUUGCUAUGGCCGAAAAGGAAGAAGAAAUCACAACAGAUCGACCGAAGUAACAGAAGACUUCGUAUCCUUCAGAAUAGCUCGUAUGUUUUGGGAACAUUCCAAAGAUUUAUUUGUACAUUAAAUUAGUAAAAAUUAUGCUUUUAGUAAUAAUAGAA